CUCACCCCCUCUCUAUUCACUCACUCUACUCAUCACCACACCACCCUCAUCACCAUAUCUUCUACGGUCGGAUUUUCUUGCGGUCUCGGCUUUCGGCUCGUUGCUGCUCAGUGGUGACGGCCUCUAAUUCACUUAUGCCUCUGUAGCCACUGAUGCCGGCCGCCGAAGCAUCCCCCGUCGCAUCUUCCGAUUCCGGUUUUGUCACGAUGGAAGACCGGAAAAGAGCCGCUGCUUAUGACCACAACGACUCGACUCCACCAUUGAAGAAGCAGGCGACUUCUGUCAAUGGUGGUAGCAAGCCGCACCCCGAUGCUGACAUGCCCUGGAAGGAUGAUCUCGAGCGAUUCCAAAAAGACGCAAUAUGGCGCCAGAUGCAGGAGUACAAGCGGGAGAAGGUGUCCCUUGAGGCCAAGUUGAAAGAGUUAUCCAAGUCGACCACCAACCAUAAUGAUCACCUACGUAUUAUCGAUGCCUGGUACAAACAAUUGAUCGAUGAGGUUAAAAUACUCAUGGGCGCUCCGGAAGAAGAUGCCAAGGAACCCUCGUCUUUCCAAAGCAGUCUCUUGUUUGACGAUAAUGAGAAAUUUGAGAAACAUCUUAAAUCUCGGUCGGAGGAUAUCCGGAAAAUAAUUUCGAGCGUCUCGUCUAAAUCGGCGAAAGUCUCGCCCGAGGUCUCAGAGUUGCAGACCCAACUCGCAAAGAAACUUGCGGAAGAGAAGGCCACUAUCAGCGAUCUCGAGAAGGCGUUGGCGGAAAAGCAGCAGCUAGAGGAGAGUUUGGAGGAGGCAUCUCUACGUUACAUGGUCGCCGAGAAGAAACUUGAUCGUGCACGGAGCGUCACUGUCGCCAAACUCGAAAAGCAGUAUAUACUGGGUGCCCAGCGGCCCGGGGGUGAUAGUGCAUCUGGACAGCGGGACGAACCGUCAGCCUCGAAUGGCGCAACUCCAAGUGGUGAACGAAGCCCUGCGUUGGACGAAGCCCACAACAAACUCGCGGCCAUCUCGGAAAGGCAAAAGGAACAGCUCCAGAAAUUGGAGGCCGAGAACGCCAAAUUGUUAAGCCAAAUCACUGACUUGAAUAUCAAGCAUACACGAUUGACGGAUGAUGAUUAUGCAAGCACAGACCUGUUCAAACAGUUGAGAUCUCAAUACGACGAUGUUGUCACUCGAAUAAACCAUUUAGAGGCGACUAAUGUACAGCUUCGUGAAGAAGCGGCGAAACUACGGUCGGAACGAACUGCAUACCGCAAUCAGGUUGACGAGGAGACGCAGAGUGUAAUUGCCGAGAGGGAAGCGCAACUGAUGCGGGCUGAGACGGAUUUGGCACGGAUACGGAAUGCGCGCGACGAAUUAUUGGCGGAUCAACAGAUGCGAAAGGCUGCGCAGGAGCAGGAGAAAACCACGGCCAUCAAAGUCCAGGAACUCGCAGAUGCAGGCCAAGCUCGAAUCGCAGCCCUGGAAUCCGAGGUGGAGCGCUUGCGUGUCGAAGUUGAGAAGGAGAAGGCCGCCGCACCGAGUGUCGAUGAAAUCUCAACCGAAGAGUUGCGUACUCGAUUCCGCAACCUAGAGCGCCAAUACGCGAUGCUCAACACCGAAUUAUCCUCGAUGCAAAUUGCUUGCAAAAAGUACUCGUCUCUGGCUUCGCAGAAAGUCACCGAUUUCGGCGCUCUGGAGGAGAAGGUCGCACGACUCAUUGCGGAGAAGUCCAAAGCAGAUCAAAAAUACUUCGCUGCAAUGAAAAGCAAGGAAGCUCGGGAGUUGGAGGUUCGCACUUUGCGUAUGCAGAACUCCAAGAGUUCGGACAUUGUCACGCAGCUGAAGGAAUCGGAAGCUGCAACUCGAAAUUUGCUUGCGAACAUGGAAAAGCAAGUGAGUGAGACCAAGGAAGCAUUGAAUAGCUUGAUUGCCAAGAACCACGCCGCGCAACAACAAAUCACGGAAAACAAUAUCACAAUCGAGGGUCUGAACAGGCAAGUGGCGGAUCUCAAGGUGUUGUCCGCAUCCAAAGAUUCGACACUUUCCAGUACAGCCAGUGCUUGUCGUAAAGCCGAAACGGAAGUCGAGGGCUUGAAGGCUACCCUGGCGGACACGAAGAAGAGUCUAGACAGCUGGAAGAACAAGAGUCUUGGCAACCAGUCAUCUGAAUAUGAGAUGCUGCGGACGCUUGCUCUCUGUACAGUUUGUCGCCGGAAUUUCAAAAAUACUGCGAUCAAGACUUGCGGCCACGUCUUCUGCAAGGAUUGUGUCGAAGAACGUCUUACCUCGCGGUCACGCAAGUGCCCUAACUGCAACAAGUCCUUCGGCAACAACGACUACAUGCAUAUCACUCUGUGAUCUGAUGUCACCUCUCCGUUUAUAAAUCUCUUGUAUCAUAGUCUCUCUACCUUUCCCCUUUCCCCUUCCCUAUUAUCCUUCCGACUUGCCAUUUUGCCGUUCUUUCUCCCGAUUUUUCUUUUUAUGUCCGUUUUAUUACCCUUUUCCUUUCUUUUUUUCUUUUUUCUCUUUCUACCCCAUAUCUUUCUCUAAUUAUGGAAAAAGGCUCAUGGUGCGGUGU
This is a messenger RNA of Aspergillus fijiensis CBS 313.89, 2553 nucleotides long. RefSeq names its product E3 ubiquitin-protein ligase BRE1. NCBI's taxonomy places the organism in Eukaryota, Fungi, Ascomycota, Eurotiomycetes, Eurotiales, Aspergillaceae. Gene Ontology annotation, molecular function: ubiquitin protein ligase activity. The transcript has 6 exons. Gene Ontology annotation, cellular component: HULC complex; nucleus. The coding region runs from base 153 to 2333 and encodes 726 amino acids. The record is from RefSeq and is a predicted model, not a curated record.